Solea senegalensis (Senegalese sole) is the source of this 5130-nucleotide messenger RNA. It is a transcript of the gene cand2, whose product is annotated as cullin-associated and neddylation-dissociated 2 (putative). Gene Ontology annotation, cellular component: nucleus. Gene Ontology annotation, biological process: protein ubiquitination; SCF complex assembly. The record is from RefSeq and is a predicted model, not a curated record. The coding region runs from base 119 to 3835 and encodes 1238 amino acids. The transcript has 24 exons. Lineage: Eukaryota; Metazoa; Chordata; Actinopteri; Pleuronectiformes; Soleidae.
UCAAGUUGCCCUCAGCGGGUACAGUGUUGCCUCCUCCAGCCUUCGCCAUGUUGUCUGUCUGAGUUUGUUGCACAAGUUUACUGUUUUGUUUUGUUUUUCUUGCAUUGAAAACAACAAGAUGUCGAACGUGUCAUAUCACGUCUCCAACCUGUUGGAGAAAAUGACAUCGACUGACAAAGACUUUAGGUUCAUGGCCACGAAUGACCUGAUGCUGGAGCUGCAGAAGGACAACAUCAAACUGGAUGAGGACAGUGAGAGGAAGGUGGUGUCCAUGCUGCUCAAACUGCUGGAGGACAAGAACGGGGAGGUUCAGAACCUGGCAGUGAAAUGCCUGGCGCCUCUGGUGAGUAAGGUGAAAGAGCCUCAGGUGGAGACGAUGGUGGACACGCUGUGCUCCAACAUGUUGUCGGACAAGGAACAGCUGAGGGACAUUUCCAGUAUGGGACUGAAGACGGUGAUCGCCGAGCUGCCGCUGUCCUCGUCAGGUUUGACUCUGACGACGAGCGUCUGUAAGAAAAUCACCUCACAGCUGAUCGGCGCCAUGGGCAAACAGGAGGACGUGUCCGUCCAGCUGGAGGCCCUGGACAUCCUGUCGGACAUGUUAGGACGGCUCAGUGGUGCACUGGUCAGCUUUCAUAGCUCUUUGCUCUCCAGUCUCCUCCCUCAGUUGACCAGCCCCAGAAUGGCGGUCAGGAAGCGUUCCAUCUUGGCUCUCGGUCACCUGGUGCCGUGCUGCAGCCCCGCCCUCUUCUCCCAGCUCACACAGCACCUGUUGACGGAGCUGGCCAAGGCUCCGCCCACGUCAGUGACCAGGACGUACAUCCAGUGCCUGGCGACCAUCAGCCGUCAGGGUGGCCAUCGAGUCGGCGAGCAUUUAGAAAAACUGAUCCCCAUGGUUGUUAAAUUCACCGAUGUGGAGGAUGAUGAGCUGAGAGAGUACUGUUUCCAUGCCUUUGAAGCCUUUAUACGCAGGUGUCCAAAGGAGAUGUCCCCCCAUGUUGCCAUGGUGACCAAGCUCUGUCUUAAGUUCAUGACGUUUGACCCCAACUACAACUACGACGAGCAUGACGAUGGUGACAGCAUGGACAUCGAGGACGGCUUCGAUGACGAAUCAGACGACGAGUACAGCGACGACGACGACAUGAGCUGGAAGGUGCGGCGCUCGUCCAUCAAGUGUCUGGAGGCGCUGAUCGACUCGCGCCGCGACCUCCUCCUCUCCUUCUACGCCUCCAUCUGCCCGCCGCUGCUCGCACGCUUCAAGGAGCGCGAGGAGAACGUGAGGGCGGACGUCUUCGCCGCGUUCUCCACGCUGCUGAGACAGACGCGCGUGAGGACCAGUCACCACAGCCUGGCGUCCGACCCGGGGGCGAGCAGGGCGGAGGAGGAGGAGGAGGAGCCGGCAGUCGCUGUGCUCAAGAAACAGGUGCCGCUCAUCGUGAAGGCUCUCCACCGGCAGAUGAAGGAGAAGAGCGUCAAAUCUCGUCAGGGCUGCUUCUGUCUCCUCACUGAACUCACCCACACUGCACCUGGAGCACUGGAACAGCAUAUACCUGCUUUAAUCCCAGGGAUCGUCUUCUCACUGACAGACAAGUCCACGUCGUCCACCAUGAGGAUCGACGCUCUGUCCUUCUUCCACGUCCUCCUCCUCUCUCACCCUCCUCACGCCUUUCAGCCUCACAUGCAGGUGCUGCUGCCCCCGGUGGUGGCCUGUGUAGAAGACACUUUCUAUAAGAUCACGUCGGAGGCUCUGCUGGUCACUCAGCAGCUGGUCAGGGUCAUGAGGCCGCACGGGGCGACUGCCGUCGCAGGAUUCAACCCUCAACCGUUUGUCAGAGAGGUGUUCCCUGUGACGCUGAAGAAGCUUAAAGCGACAGACAUCGACCAGGAAGUGAAAGAGCGGGCCAUUUCCUGUAUGGGUCACAUGGUGUGUCACCUUGGCGAUCACCUGGGGGCGGAGCUGCCGGGCGUUUUGGUGAUCUUUCUGGAGAGGUUAAAGAACGAGAUUACGAGACUGAUGGCAGUCCGGACCCUCACGCUUGUCGCCGCUUCUUCAAUAAAGGUGGACAUGUCAUCCAUCCUGCCUGAGGCUCUGUCCGUGUUGGGAUCUUUCUUGAGGAAGAACCAGCGAGCUCUGAAGCUCGGCUCGCUGGCCUGUCUGACCGCGCUGGUCACUCAUCACGCCGCCAGCAUCAAACCCGCGGCGCUGGAGCCUGUGACGAGUGAACUCCCCGCUCUGGUGGACGAGGGGGACAUGCACGUGUCUCAGGUGUCCAUCUCCCUGCUGACCUGCAUGACCUCAGCCUUUCCCUCCUCUCUGGCUAAGAUCAGCACGUCGGUGCUGCCCGGCGUCUUCAGACUCGUCCACUCUCCCCUGCUGCAGGGCGGCGCUCUGGCCGCCAUACUGAACUUCAUGAAGGCGCUGGUGCUGUCCAAAACCAGCAACACGGGCUACAGUCAGUUGCUGAAGUCUCUCACCGAGCCGUUUCACAGGUCUCCCUCCUCGAUGGACGGUGGCGUCAUCCACAGACAGUCCUACCACUCUGUCGCUUGCUGUGUGGGUGCUCUGUCCUCAGCUUGUCCCAAAGAGACACCGGGCACCGUCUCCAGCCUCAUACAGGAGGUGAAGAAUCCCGGCUCUCCCGAGUCGGCUCGUGUCCUGGCUCUGUUGUGUCUCGGGGAGGUGGGGAGGAGCGGCAGUCUGGGAGGAAGUAAGGAGGUGCAGGGGGUCAUCCUGGAGGCCGUCACCUCCACCAGUGAGGAGGUGAAGACGGCGGCGUCCUGCGCGUUAGGCAGCAUGGCGGUCGGGAGUCUGAGCGACUACCUGCCCUUCCUUCUGAAGGAGAUCUCCAGCCAGCCACGCAGACAGUACCUGCUUCUGCACUCCCUCAAAGACGUCAUCAGUGCCUGUCCAGCAUCUAGUCUCUCGUCCCACGUGGAGUCUAUCUGGGCGUUGCUGAUCCAGAACUGCGAGUGUCAGGAGGAGGGAACCAGGAACCUGGUGGCUGAAUGUUUGGGAAAACUGACCCUGGUCAACCCUGCGCUGCUCUUACCCAGACUGAAACAGCAACUAAAAGCUGGUUCUCCUCUGACUCGCAGCACAGUCGUCACAGCUGUCAAGUUCACUAUUGUUGAUCAUCCUGCUCCUAUAGAUUCACUGCUGAAGGACUGUAUAGGUGAUUUCUUAACAACCCUCCAGGACGGAGACAUCAACGUGCGCCGCGUCGCCUUGGUGAUGUUCAACUCGGCGGCUCAUAACAAGCCGUCACUGAUCCGCGGUCUGCUGGUGAAGGUGCUGCCUCACCUGUACAGAGAGACGCAGAUCAGGAAGGACCUCAUCAGAGAAGUGGAGAUGGGUCCGUUCAAACACACGGUGGACGACGGCCUGGACGUGCGUAAAGCAGCGUUCGAGUGCAUGUACACUCUGCUGGACAGCUGCCUGGAGGGACUGGACGUCCUCAACUUCCUGGAUCACGUAGAGGAAGGACUCAAAGAUCAUUAUGACAUCAGAAUGUUGACCUUCCUGAUGCUGGCCAGACUCGUCUCUCUGUGUCCUGCUGCGGUUCUUCAGAGACUCGACAGACUGGUGGAGCCGCUCAAAGCUACCUGCACCAGCAAGGUGAAGGCCGGUUCCGUGAAGCAGGAGUUUGAGAAGCAGGAGGAGCUGCGCCGCUCCGCCAUGCGCGCCGUCGCCGCCCUGCUGGCCGUGCCCGAGGUGGAGAGGAGCCCCAGCAUGGCCGACUUUGCCAACCAGAUCCGAACCAACGCUGAGAUGGCGUCCAUUUACCAGAGCGUGCAGGGAGGGGAGGGACACUCGGACAGCAUGGACAUGAGCUAAACACUGGACAAUCAUCAUCAUCAUCAUCAUCAUCAUCAUGUUUUUUUAUUAACUAGAUAAAGAUACAGUCGAUAAAAGGCACAGUUCAAAAUUUACAUUUUACCACUGGGCUUUUUAGUAGGAAUGUCCUCGGGAUAAAAACUCGUUCUGUGGCUUGAAUUUCUUUUUUCUUUUUCUGUUGUGCUUCCACAGUCUCGACUCAGGCUUGUUUUAGCCCAAACCUGGGCAUGAUACGGCCCUUUCGCCCUCCCUGACCGGCCCACGUGAGGUUAAUUAGAAAUUAGAAAAUAAACGUGAAUAACUGGGUUGUCCGUUCUAUUUUUUUUUCUUCUACAAGUGUCUCGGUUUAAGUUCAGGAGUUAUCAUUAUCUCCCUCCCUGUUUAUUAUCUUAUAAUCUAACACACUGGAGUGUGUAUACCACUAUUAUACUAUACUACUGUGGUGUAUACGCUACACCACAGUAGUAUAGUAUAAUAGUAUUCUUUAUUUAGUGUAGUAAUUUGUUAGUUUGUUAUAAUUGAAUAAAAAUUUUAUUUAUUGUGUGUUUGUAUGCUGCCCAAUUCACACCAAAACAAUAUAAUUUACAGCUUUUUUAUAAAGAGAUAAAACUAAUAUUGAGCAGAAUUAAUUCAGCAGUAUUUUCUAUUUCUCAUGUGGCCCCUUAGGGAAAACAAUUGCCCACCCGGUUUUAGCCUCUAAACAAAACACUCACUGAUUAAAAUCUAAAUCUGCUUCAGUCUAUGAUAUCUUAUGUUUACCACUUUAUCUCAUUGUGAACUGAAGAUUGUGAUGCUCUGUGAGCUGUUCACGCUUCCAAACCAAACCCCAUAGAGAUAAUCUGUGAUGAUCCACUGCUGCCUCCAUCGAUAAGUUCAAAUGUGUUAUUUUGUGACUUCAAUGUUUGAAAUCCUUUGUUUAGAUUUAGCGAGUGAACAAGCAGCUCCUGUGUCCGCACAUGCUAUAUCACGGUUUUCUCUAUGGAGUUUGGUGCAGGAGCGUGAGCAGUGUAUAAACUGUCCAACAGUGUAAUGUAGACUUGAGUAAGUGUUGAUCAUGACAUUGAGCAUUGUGUCCCUGUUGGGAGUUUUCAGUGUCGGAGUUUCACCAGAGUUCAUACACACAGUGCAGUCAGCACCUCAUACAACCUUGCAUCAAAAAAACUCAACUAUGCCUUUACAUUUGUCAUUGAUAAAUAAGACGGUUUUAGCACAAAGGUUUCUUCAUGUUUAUUGGUAAAACCAAAACACUGCUCUUGUAAGUACUCAGAGUUUUAUUAAAGGAAAUACACGUGUAA